CAGAGGAGGCAGGGCCGACGGCAGUGGGCGGUGCGCUGGGCAGGCUCGGGCCUCCCGCUCGCCGCUGCGUUGGGACCGCGCAGCCCGGUAACUGCGCACGGCUGGCCUCCCGGAGUCCUGCGCCGUCGCUCCUCCUGGACCCAGGUUCCCAGGACAGCGCCUCCCGGAGCGCAGGGAGCAGGCCGGGGCCGCCGCGUGGGCCUGCAGCGCCCCGCCGCUCUCUCUUCCCCAGGCCCGCACUCCCACUUGGGCUCCAGGGCCCCAGGGCUCACGUUCCCCCAGCCUAGACCUUGAGUCGUUUUCCCCCGUUUCCCGGCUGAAUUAGGUUCUUCUUCUCCACAGGUGUGUGCAGUGGCCUCAGGGAUCCGGAAAGUCUAGGACUGAACCUCUCCUAACAUCCAGUAAUGGGGACCUGGAACCUGGGUGUACUAGAGUGCCGUGCUUAGGGCUCCAGGUCGCUGGCUUCUGCGCUUUCUUCCUCUCCAAAGUUGAAUAUCUCCUAUCUGUGUCCUCAUACUUACUACCGCCUGAGGUGCCAUGGCCCCCAAGCCGGGGGCCGAGUGGAGCACAGCCCUGUCUCAUCUGGUUCUGGGAGUGGUGUCUCUGCACGCAGCCGUGAGCACAGCCGAGUGUACUAAUGGUCACUUGAUGUGCGCUGGCUGUUUUAUCCACCUACUAGCAGAUGCCCGGCUGAAGGAGGAGCAGGCCACGUGCCCCAAUUGUCGUUGUGAGAUCAGUAAGAGCCUCUGCUGCCGGAACCUGGCCGUGGAGAAAGCCGUGAGCGAGCUGCCUUCAGAGUGUGGCUUCUGCCUGCGCCAGUUUCCCCGCUCCCUCCUGGAGAGGCACCAGAAAGAGGAAUGCCAGGACAGGGUAACCCAGUGCAAGUACAAACGCAUCGGCUGCCCAUGGCACGGCCCCUUCCACGAGCUGACGGUGCACGAGGCUGCGUGCGCCCACCCAACCAAGACAGGCAGCGAGCUGAUGGAGAUCCUGGAUGGGAUGGACCAGAGCCACCGCAAGGAGAUGCAGCUGUACAACAGCAUCUUCAGCCUGCUCAGCUUCGAGAAGAUUGGCUACACAGAGGUCCAGUUCCGGCCAUACCGCACGGACGACUUCAUCACGCGCCUGUACUAUGAGACGCCCAGGUUCACGGUGCUGAACCAAACGUGGGUCCUGAAGGCUCGCGUCAACGACUCGGAGCGUAACCCCAACCUGUCCUGCAAGCGUACGCUCUCCUUCCAGCUCCUCCUCAAGAGCAAGGUCACAGCACCGCUGGAGUGCUCCUUCCUGCUGCUCAAGGGCCCCUACGACGACGUGAGGAUUAGCCCCGUCAUCUACCACUUUGUCUUCACCAACGAGAGCAACGAGACGGACUACGUGCCACUGCCCAUCAUUGACUCCGUGGAGUGCAACAAGCUGCUGGCCGCCAAGAACAUCAACCUGCGGCUCUUCCUGUUCCAGAUACAGAAGUAGGGCAGGGCCUCAGGACGCCCGAGGAGCCGACGGGCGGCAUCCCAGCACCGCUGCCCUGUCCACCUGGCUGGCAGCUGCUUCACAGGACUAUCUGAUCACUUUAGCAAAGGAGGAGAACAAACGAAGCCAACACAGGGCAAGUCUGCAUGCGUGCGCGACGGGGCCCCCGCCUCCGGCUCACCCCCCCACCCCUGCCUCCCCUCCUUCCGAGGGCCACCAGAGGCUGGGCUGACCCGAAGAGGAGACGGUGCACCAGGCGCCCCGAGGCUCAGAGACGGUGGCAGCAAGGAGGCCGAGGGGCACAGCGACCCUGCCCCAGCCCUUCUGUGCGGUCAGGCGGCGGUGCUGCUCCAUCCCUGCGGGUUCCGGCCGGGCGCGGGGGCCUUGCUGACGUCAGAUGGGAUAUCCGAAUAUCUGAUAGCAAUUAAAAGGCAGCCUUGUUUCGUACUUUCUGUUUUGUUUGAGGGGAAGGCAUGGCUGUGAAUGGACAGCGUGGGAGCUUUGGUUUGGCCUGGGGGUCAGAGCCUGCCCCGUCCCCAUCUCUGUUCCCGCACACGUCCCCUGAGGAAAGACUCAGAGACACUGCCUCCCCCUACACUCUGUCAAGGGGUCUUGAGACUGAGGCUUGGGCAGGGAGAUCCAGGUAGGGUCGGGGCUGCCCUGGCCAACCGGCCGCUUCCAGGGAGACAGGACUCAGCCACCAGGGCUCAGCAGACAUUUUCGGAAAGCAGGGUGAAAUUGUCUCUUCCCAGGAAAAAGAUUAAACUCCUUGCAGGUUCUUCGAUAAGUUACACAAUUUUAGUGAGAAAGAGUCUAUUUACUGUAGAUUCAGCCUUGAGUGCCCAGCAUCCCCAGGCUGUGUGGAAAGCUUGGGUCAGUGCUUGGGUGCCUGGCUGGGUGAGAGUCUGAGGGGUGUCCCCCAUGCUGCUCUCGGGGUCCUGCUGCUGGCCCUGCAUUCAGGGCUCGCUGCAGAGGUCAGAGGUUGAGCAGCCCAGUUCUCACCUGGAGGAGGCGGGCCCUUCCCAUCCUCACUCUGGCUGCCCCGUGAUGUGCCCUGUGGUGGCUGAGCAGGGCUGGCCUAACAGGAUGGGAAGAAACCCUGCCUGGAGGGGUAAGCCCUGGUCCUUUCUUCUCCUGGGACUCUCAGGGCUACUGGGAAGGAUACAGCUUGACUCCCCCACCUUUGCUUAGAGGAUGUGGCUCUUCCGUGAUAGCUUUUUGUUGCUUCAAUACCAAAGAACUGGUUUCCUCUGCUCCAGUCAGGUGCAUUAACGUGCCUCACAGCAGCCCCACCCGCCCCACCUGGCUGCUGGGGCCUGGCUCGCAUUGUCCUGUGCUUUCCUGGUCACGGGUCGAGGGCUGAGAAAUGGAGAGGAACUGGGGGCAGCAUGCAAGUGCCAUCAUCUGGGCAGCUGACCAUGGCACAGCCCAGCAUGACCCUCCCAGUCAGCUCUUCCCUCCCAGGCCGCCGCACUGCCCCUCACAGGCUAAAACUUUCUGGGGCUGUUUCUGAGAAUCCUGUGGGUUUCUACUCCCAGGCCAGGGCGUGUGGCCUGCUGGGAGUGCCUCGCUGCUGGAGCCUUAUCUCCUGCAAAGCUGAUGUGGCCUGGCCACCAAGGGCAUGGGAAGGCCCCAUGUUUGUUUUUCUGCUAACCACAAAGAAAGACCCCACCCAGCCCCCAGCACAUCCUUGGGAGCAGCUGCCGCUGACUCUGGCACCACCAGGGUGAACUCGGGCACCUCAGGGCUGCGCUUUGGGGCUGCCCUCCCACAUGCUCCACCCGCAGGCACAGAGGGGUGGGCUAUGGCUCUGCAUCUCUUUGGAAGCCCGACGCCCUCUAGCGUAGUGUUUCUGGGUCCAGGGUGAUGGUGUGGGGGCACGGGUAGGGCAGGCUUGCCCUGUCACCUGUUUGGUUGCGUGUGUGAGAGACUGACUUAACAGAAGGACAGGCCCCAGCAUGUCUCUGGGAUGGGGAAGGUGGGAGGCUUGUUCUUCAUGGGGACAGCCAGGCUGGGACGCCAGGGGCCUGGAGGCAGCACAUCUCUGCAGGUUGGCGGGCCACAUGGAGAAAGGAGACCCGGGGCUGGUUGAGCUGCAGCCAGCCCUGUGGGAGUUCAGGAUGGGAGGGGCCGGCCUGAGGGCAAGGGCAGUGUCUACACAAGGCCCUUCAAGAUGUGGGAUGUGGGUGCCUCAAGUCUGCAAGUGCGGCCCAGUGUACUCAGCAGGUAUCUGCCCUGUGACCAUGACAUGCAGCAGCUGAGCCUUACGGCCUGGGGGAGCCAGGUGCCUGGGAGGACCACAGUGUGUCCUCGGCCACCGGGGACUGGAGCACAGGCUUCCCGUGGCAUUGUCAACGUGGGCCACACAUGACGGGGCCGCCAAACACACGGCUUGUGUCCAAGACCCUGAGACAUCUUGGCGUCCCGACCUGCUCCUUUGUCUUCUCUGAGGAUGGGGGCGUGGGGGUCCAGACUCCACAGAUGUGGGGGGCAUAGCCUAAGCCAGGCCCCACCCUUCUCCUUCCCUUGUCUCACCCCCACCCCCUGGUGAGCACCACAUUCCCUCAUUUACAAAAAUAAUAAAAAUAGGCCAGGCAUGGUGGGUCACGCCUAUUAUCCCAGCACUUUGGGAGGCCGAGGCGGGCAGAUCACCUGAGGUUAGGAGUUUGAGACCAGCCUGACCAACAUGGUGAAACCCCGUCUCUACUAAAAAUACAAAAAUUAGCUGGGCGUGGUGGCGCGCGCCUGUAAUCCCAGCUACUCAGGAGGCUGGGGCAGGAGAAUCACUUGAACCCGGGAGGCAGAGGUUUCAGUGAGCUGAGAUUGCGCCACUGCACUCCAUCCUGGGUGACGAAGUGAGAUUCCGUCUCAAAAAAAUAAUAAUUUUUUAAAGAGCAGAGCAAGAAGUGUUUUUACCAUUGUUGGAAAUGACUUAUGUGUCACUUUUGUGGUCCGCGUUCUCUUUGGAUAUUUUCUGUAUGUAACAACUGUAGUUUAAAAAAAUAUUCCAACCCA
Messenger RNA from Pongo pygmaeus (Bornean orangutan), 4488 nucleotides. RefSeq names its product zinc finger TRAF-type-containing protein 1. Bases 538 to 1473 code for a protein of 311 amino acids. The record is from RefSeq and is a predicted model, not a curated record. Gene Ontology annotation, molecular function: zinc ion binding. Gene Ontology annotation, cellular component: nucleus. Lineage: Eukaryota; Metazoa; Chordata; Mammalia; Primates; Hominidae. The transcript has 4 exons.